Molecule: messenger RNA, 1390 nt
Organism: Bufo bufo (common toad)
Lineage: Eukaryota; Metazoa; Chordata; Amphibia; Anura; Bufonidae
Product: alcohol dehydrogenase 1-like
Exons: 9
Coding region: 36-1211 (391 amino acids)
Biological process (GO): retinoic acid metabolic process; retinol metabolic process
Cellular component (GO): cytosol
Molecular function (GO): all-trans-retinol dehydrogenase (NAD+) activity; zinc ion binding
Source: RefSeq, a predicted model, not a curated record
GGAAAAUAGGAGGUGUAAUUCGCAGCUUUUAAAAAAUGAUUCACAUUCAUCUCUGGAAAGGUUUGUGGAAGGAAGGUAAUAUGGCUACUGCUGGGCAAGUAAUUAAAUGUAAAGCUGCGGUGUGCUGGGCACCUAAACAACCGCUCAGCAUAGAAGAGAUUGAAGUUGCACCACCAAAGGCUCACGAAGUUCGCAUAAAGAUUGUGGCGACUGGAAUUUGUGGUUCAGAUGAACAUAUUUUAAAAGGAGAAAUCGGCGACAAAAAAUACCCUGUGAUACUGGGCCAUGAAGGUGCUGGGAUUGUAGAGAGUGUUGGUGAAGCAGUAACAGAUCUGAAACCUGGAGACAAAGUCAUCCCAUUGUUUAUGCCUCAGUGUAGAAAAUGCAAAUGUUGUCUAAAUCCAGACACCAAUCUUUGCUACAGAAAAGAGCUUGGGAAAUAUAAUGAAGUGCUAGCGGACAACACCACCAGAUUUACCUGCAAGGGGAAACCUGUUCAUAACUUUUCAAAUACCAGCACUUUUACCGAAUACACAGUGGUUGAUGAAAUUUCGGUUGUUAAGAUAAACCAAGAUGCACCGCUGGAUAAGGUCUGCCUCAUUGGCUGUGGAUUUGCCACUGGAUAUGGCUCUGCUGUUAAAAUAGCUAAGGUUAAACCCGGAUCUACCUGUGUAGUAUUUGGCCUGGGAGGAGUGGGUUUGUCAGUGAUUAUCGGAUGUAAAGUAUCUGGUGCUUCCAGGAUUAUAGCCAUUGAUAUAAACAGUGACAAAUUUGCAAAAGCUAAAGAGUUUGGAGCCACUGAUUUUAUCAACCCUAAAGAUUAUGACCGUCCCAUCGAUGAAGUGCUGACAGAGAUGACUGAGGGCGGAGUGGACUAUGCUUUCGAGGUCACCGGAAACACUGGAGUCAUGACAUCUGCUCUGAAAUCCACUCACUUUGGCUAUGGAAAAACUGUGAUUGUUGGUGUACCUCUUUUAUCAGCUACCAUGACAUUGGAUCCUAUGCUACUUUUAUCUGGACGUGUUCUCACUGGAUGUACUUUUGGAGGUUUUAAGAGUAAAGAUGAUGUACCAAAACUUGUGUCUGAUUAUAUGAAUAAGAAGUUUGACAUUGAUGGGCUGAUAUCACACAAAUUACCAUUUCUGAAGAUCAAUGAAGGAUUUGAACUUCUGCGUAAAGGAUAUAGUAUCCGUACAGUGUUGUGUCUUUGAAGAGCCAAAUCCUGGUCAUUAUGUGGAAUCCCGUAAUAUCGUCUUCUAGCAAGAUGCAAUAUUCAUUUAUCACAAGAAAUUUUGAUUACUUUCUAUUAUAUGACUGAAAGGUCUAAUGUUAGAGAAUAUGGUAGGUGCCCAACUUUCGCUUACUUUUAUUUCAUUUCAACCUCUGUCUG